AUGAAGUGGUAUUUGGUGUUACUAUCGUUGCUCUUGGUGGCAUUAGCUGUGGCGGAUGAUGAGGAAGUUGAAGAAUUGGAACUAGCUGUACCAUGCAAUGAAGAAUCUUGCAAAUUACCAUCUUGUCGGUGCUCAUCCACAGCAAUACCUGGAGGACUGGCUCCUAGGAAUACACCACAGUUCGUCGUGGUUACUUUCGACGACAGUGUAAACGUUCUGAAUAUGGUUACUUAUCGUGAGUUGCUAAUCGGCCGGAGAAAUUCCAACCAGUGUCCUGCUGGAGCCACGUUCUAUGUGAACCACGAGUAUACAAACUAUCAAUUAGUAAACGAACUCUACAACAACGGAUUUGAAAUCGCCUUACACUCAAUGACACACCAGACACCACAAACAUAUUGGGCAGUAGCAAACAAGGAGACGAUUGAAAGAGAAUUUUCUGAUCAGAGAAUACAAAUGUCGCACUUUGCAAAUAUUCCUUUGACUGCUAUCCAAGGUAUGAGAAUGCCUUUCCUCCAACUUGCGGGUAAUGCUAGCUUCGAGAUUUUGAAGGAUAAUAACAUGUUAUAUGAUGCCUCUUGGCCUACGAUGAGCUUCGUCGACCCAGGAUUGUGGCCGUACACAUUGGAUUAUGCAUCAAUCCAGGACUGCCCCAUUCCUCCGUGUCCUACAGCGUCGAUACCUGGACCUUGGGUGUUACCGAUGAUUGCUUGGAGAGACCUUCUUGGUUUCCCUUGCGCUAUGGUAGAUGCAUGCUUCGCUCCCCCUGACAUGAAUGACGAAAAUGCCUGGUUUCAAUUCAUAAGCCAAAACUUCGAGAGGCACUAUAAGGGAAACCGUGCACCAUUUGGUUUUUACGCGCACGAAUGGCUCGUGAGAACUAAUCCUGCGGUUUUCAGAGCCGUUGCUAGAUUCUUGAACGUCAUUAAUAACUUAAAUGAUGUGUUUAUGGUUAAUGCGAAAGACGUGAUUGAUUGGAUGAAGUCUCCUGUUCCAAUCAAUGAAUACAUAAACCAACCAUGCAAACAGAACGUACCCUCAAAUUGUUCUCCUAGCUUAUGCGGUCCUCUUGAAGCACCUCAUACACAGGAACAAUUCUGGAUGCAAAUUUGCAACGUGUGCCCAAGAGUUUACCCGUGGCGAGGUAAUCCAUUUGGACUCUAA
Diatraea saccharalis (sugarcane borer) is the source of this 1161-nucleotide messenger RNA. NCBI's taxonomy places the organism in Eukaryota, Metazoa, Arthropoda, Insecta, Lepidoptera, Crambidae. The record is from the annotation of a GenBank genome assembly.